Molecule: messenger RNA, 1395 nt
Organism: Camelina sativa (false flax)
Lineage: Eukaryota; Viridiplantae; Streptophyta; Magnoliopsida; Brassicales; Brassicaceae
Source: RefSeq, a predicted model, not a curated record
UAACUCAAAAAGAGACAACCCCACACGGCUCUCUUAGCCACGACCAUAACUCAAAACACAAACACAUCUUAGCGUUUUUUCUAAAAUCUGAAAAAUCGAGAAAAUGAGUUGGUGGUGGGCUGGUGCCAUCGGAGCUGCCAAGAAGAAACUCGACGACGAUGAGCCAACGCAAAGCUACGAAAGCGUUGCUCUCAUCAUCGGCGUCACAGGAAUCGUCGGAAACAGCUUGGCUGAGAUCCUCCCUCUUUCCGACACACCCGGCGGUCCUUGGAAAGUCUACGGCGUCGCUCGCCGUCCUCGCCCCAGCUGGAACGCCGAUCACCCGAUCGAUUACAUCCAGUGCGAUGUCUCCAACGCCGACGACGCAAGAUCCAAGCUUUCACCUUUAACAGACGUCACACACGUCUUCUACGUCACCUGGACCAACCGCGAAUCCGAGACCGAGAACUGCGAAGCUAACGGCUCAAUGCUCCGCAACGUCCUCCGAGCGGUUGUCCCACACGCGCCUAAUCUCCGUCACGUUUGUCUCCAGACGGGGACGAAGCACUACCUCGGACCUUUCACCAACGUCGACGGACCUCACCACGAUCCGCCGUUUACAGAGGAUAUGCCGAGAUUGCAGAUCCAGAAUUUUUACUACACUCAAGAGGAUGUUCUGUUCGAAGAGAUCAAGAAGAAGGAAGGUGUUACUUGGUCGAUACAUAGACCGAACAUGAUCUUUGGGUUCUCUCCUUACAGUUUGAUGAACAUAGUUGGGACUCUUUGUGUUUAUGCUGCCAUCUGUAAGCAUGAAGGGUCUCCGUUGAUGUUUCCUGGGAGCAAGAAGGCUUGGGAAGGGUUCAUGACGGCUUCGGACGCUGAUUUGAUUGCUGAGCAGCAGAUUUGGGCGGCGGUUGAUGAUUAUGCGAAGAACGAAGCGUUUAACUGCAACAAUGCUGACAUCUUCAAGUGGAAGCAUCUGUGGAAGAUUCUUGCUGAGCAGUUUGGGAUUGAGGAGUAUGGAUUUGAGGAAGGGAAGAAUUUGGGGUUGGUGGAGAUGAUGAAAGGGAAAGAGAGAGUGUGGGAGGAGAUGGUUAAGGAGAAUCAGUUGCUGGAGAAGAAGCUUGACGAGGUUGGUGUGUGGUGGUUUGCUGAUGUUAUACUUGGAGUUGAAGGAAUGAUUGAUAGUAUGAACAAAAGUAAGGAACAUGGCUUCCUUGGUUUUAGGAACUCCAACAACUCUUUUAUCUCUUGGAUUGAUAAGUACAAGGCUUUUAAGAUCGUUCCUUGAUUCCAAACCAAACAUACUUUGGAUAGUUCUCUCGUUUCAUGUUUUAUGCUUCUCCCAACAUCUCAGUUCGUUGUUGUCUUCUAAAAAAUGAAAUAAAAGCGUAUUCGCCCUUUUCUGUUUUUGAA